Molecule: messenger RNA, 2346 nt
Organism: Lithohypha guttulata
Lineage: Eukaryota; Fungi; Ascomycota; Eurotiomycetes; Chaetothyriales; Trichomeriaceae
Exons: 2
Coding region: 1-2346 (781 amino acids)
Biological process (GO): rescue of stalled cytosolic ribosome; protein ubiquitination
Molecular function (GO): ubiquitin protein ligase activity; ribosome binding
Source: RefSeq, a predicted model, not a curated record
AUGGAGGACGAGGAAGAGGCAGAAGAAAUAGUGACGCAGCACCUGGUAGCCCAUAUAGAGGUCGUGGCCGAGGAAGAGGUAGAGGAGGUCGAGGUCGAGGUCGAGGUCGCGGCGACAACAAUAAUAGAACCACAACAGCCUACUGAGAUGCAACCUCUGACCAAAGUACAAUCGAUAGGCACAGAAGACUCUGAAGUCUGCUUUAUCUGCGCCAGUCCGAUCGAGCACAUCGCAAUCGCACCUUGCAACCAUCAGACAUGUCAUAUCUGUUCCUUGAGGUUGCGAGCACUUUACAAAACUCGAGCUUGUGCUCAUUGUCGAACAGAAUCGCCCUUUGUUGUUUUCACAAAUUCACCUGACAAGCGAUUUGAGGAAUUUGACGACUCGGAAUUUGUCAAGAUCGACCCCAAUCUCGGCAUCAAGUACGAGAAGCAAGAGAUUUUUGAGGACACAAUAUUGCUGCUGCGCUACAAUUGCCCGGACAAGGACUGUGACGCUGCUUGCUUGGGCUGGCCAGACCUGCAUCGUCACGUCAAGUCGAAGCACGGCAAGACUAUGUGUGAUUUGUGUACGAGAAACAAAAAGGUCUUUACUCACGAACACGAACUUUUCACGUUUGGAGAGCUGAGGAAGCACGAGAGGUACGGGGACGAUCGGCCAGGAGAUAUCGAUCAGUCCGGUUUCAAGGGUCAUCCAGAAUGUGGAUUUUGCAAAAAGAGAUUUUACGGUGAUGAUGAGCUCUACACUCACUGUCGUGAGGCUCACGAAAGAUGUCAUAUCUGUGAUCGACGCAAUGGUGGUCGAAAUCCACAGUAUUACCUCAAUUACCAGGAACUGGAGAAGCACUUUGCCGCUGAGCACUUCGUGUGUCUAGAUGCGGAAUGUCAAGCAAACAAGACCAAUGUCUUUGAGUCAGAGAUGGAUCUUAAAGCACAUCAAUUAUCAGAACAUCCUAAUGGAUUGUCCAAGGAUGCACGACGCGAUGCACGUCUAGUCAACCUCUCCGGCUUCGAUCAAUUACGAACACCCUACCAACCACAACGAGGAGGUCGACGAGAACGCGAGGGUCGUGGCAAUGGCCGGGGUAGAGAUCCGAAUGCAGAACCACUUCCUCUCUCAACUGCCCAACCUCAAUCGAGGGCUGAACUUGCUUUCCAGCGUCAGAUGGCUAUUCAAUCUUCUCAAUCAGUCACUAACCGUACCUUUGGCGGUCAACUCACUCAACCGUCGCAACCAUCUCGAACGCCAGCUCAAGCGCCGAUUUCACCUCGACCCGCACAGGCUAAUCCAGUUCCUGGGUUGGAGAACUUGUCUGUCGAUCCAGCAAAUAUGACACCACAAGAAAGAGCUCGCCAAUUGAGACAUCAAGCCGUGACUGAGCGUGCAACAACUCUUCUUCACAAUAAUUCCACCAAGCUGGCUACGUUUCGCACCCACAUCGGCAACUAUCGCAAUGGCAGCGUGACUGCACCCGACCUGAUCGACGCAUUCUUCUCCCUCUUCGACUGUCCUUCUUCCGAGCUCGGAAAACUCAUCCGCGAACUCGCCGAUCUCUACGAAGACGAAACCAAAAGACAAGCUCUUCUAGAAGCCUGGAACAGCUGGCGAAGCAUCAACGAAGACUAUCCAUCCCUACCAGGACCCCACGGCACAGGCAUACCAGGCCAGCCAGGCACCGCCUCAUCCAGCGCAUCCCACAGCUACGCCACGGCGACAACAAGUACCUCCUCCGCCAACCUAGCCGCAACCCUAGGCGCAAACGUAAACUCUGGCCGCCGUGUUCUCAAGCUCAAAUCCAGCACAGCACAAUCCCGUAACGCAGCAGCAAACAACAGCGCCGCAGCCCGCUCCCUCGCAAACCCAGAAGCCUUCCCCGCUCUCUCCGCCGCACGAACCAUGCGCGCCCAGGGCCACGCAGCACCGACUUGGGGCGGCAGCCAACCACAAGUCACAUCCAGCCAUCUGUCCAUCGCACCUCGUCCAACAGUAUCGACUCCAAACCCAGCUAGCUCGAGAAAAGCUACCCUCCCGCCAACAAUGUCUCAGCGUCGAAACGAGGAUUUGUUUCCGAGCCUACCGAAGACAGCAAAACCUAACGUCAUGAUUGGUGGCAUGAAUACUCGUGGCAUUGGCAGGCUGGGUGGAAGUGGUCCAAAUUCUGGUGCGAAUACGCCGAGACUGAAUGCUUGGUCUGCGGCUCCUACACCUGGCGAAGCUGCUCGAGCGCUUGAGAGUGUAGCUGGUGAGGAUAGUGCUGCUGAUGGUAAUGGAGGAGAUGCUGCUGCCAAGGGUAAGCGGGGAAAGAAGAAGGGUCAGCAGAUUGACUUGAGGGCACUGAUGUCGUAG